Molecule: messenger RNA, 474 nt
Organism: Hermetia illucens (black soldier fly)
Lineage: Eukaryota; Metazoa; Arthropoda; Insecta; Diptera; Stratiomyidae
Product: cysteine-rich PDZ-binding protein
Exons: 2
Coding region: 68-370 (100 amino acids)
Biological process (GO): cytoplasmic microtubule organization
Cellular component (GO): dendrite
Molecular function (GO): PDZ domain binding; microtubule binding
Source: RefSeq, a predicted model, not a curated record
AAUAAGAGAAACAUAAACAGCUGUCAUUACAACUGAUUGAUAAGUCGUUCGAGUGUAGACCGCGAGAAUGGUUUGUGAGAAGUGCGAAAAGAAAUUAUCCCGUAUCGUUACGCCGGAUCCUUGGAAAGUUGGUUCACGCAAUACUACACAACCUGGUGGACGGAAAGUAAAUGAGAACAAAGCCUUGACUAGCGCUAAGGAUCGAUUUAACCCCAUCGGAAGAAAUUUCGCCCCUUGCCGGAUAUGCCGCCAGAAAGUUCAUCAAGCCGGAUCACACUAUUGUCAAUCCUGUGCGUAUCAAAAGGGAAUAUGUGCAAUGUGCGGAAAGAAGCUGCUCGACACACGAAAUUAUAAACAAAGUUCAGCAUAAAAAAAGUUGUUUUAAUAUUUUAUAUUAUGUUCUCCUACUAAGUCUACAUUGUAAACAAAAAGUGUUUAUAUUACAAAAUAUAGUGUACUACUUGGCGUUUUUAA